Ixodes scapularis (black-legged tick) is the source of this 555-nucleotide messenger RNA. RefSeq lists its product as uncharacterized. The record is from RefSeq and is a predicted model, not a curated record. The transcript is spliced from 5 exons. NCBI's taxonomy places the organism in Eukaryota, Metazoa, Arthropoda, Arachnida, Ixodida, Ixodidae. Bases 88 to 555 code for a protein of 155 amino acids.
CGUCGACGGCGCAGCGUACUGUAAACCCCGAGCAUGUUCCGGAGUUGUCACGUUUCGUGGGCGAUAGAGACAUUUUAAUGUCGUGCCAUGUUGUCCACGGACCGAUUUGCCACGUUCGUGUGUCCGGACUGCAGCGUCAAGUUUGCGACGCUAUCUCACUUGCAGUCGCACUGGCUGCAGCAUCAUCACAACCGCCAGCAGACGACAGCAGCAGAUCCUAUCAGUCCACAACAUGUGGAAGAGGAUCCUACACAGGAUUACGAUGAAGAGCGACAUCUGGGGAGGGUGGAGGCCGGCGGGGAGACCCGGCACUCCUUCCGAAGCAAGCAGUUCCGCAAGACACAGCGCUGCGAUCUCUGUCAGCAGCCCCUCAGGGACCAGGGAGCCUCCUGCAAAGCGUGCAAGUACUGCUGCCACCUCCACUGCGAACCUAAGGUGAUAUCGUCGUGCGAUCCCAAGCAGAGUUAUGAGCUGGUAAGUGCGAGAUUACUUUUUCUUCUUUCUUUAUGCCUUCUCGGUAUAACGAGGCAAUGUAAAAACGUGCGUAGGCAGUAA